Messenger RNA from Fulvia fulva, 1002 nucleotides. RefSeq names its product Very-long-chain 3-oxoacyl-CoA reductase. Gene Ontology annotation, biological process: fatty acid elongation. Bases 1 to 1002 code for a protein of 333 amino acids. Gene Ontology annotation, cellular component: endoplasmic reticulum. Gene Ontology annotation, molecular function: ketoreductase activity. The transcript has 2 exons. The record is from RefSeq and is a predicted model, not a curated record. NCBI's taxonomy places the organism in Eukaryota, Fungi, Ascomycota, Dothideomycetes, Mycosphaerellales, Mycosphaerellaceae.
AUGGGUAUCGAAGAGAGUCUCCCGGUCGAUAUCCAUGCCGCCCCGACAACGCAAGCCUUCGCGUUCAUCGGCAUCGCCUUCAUUGCAUGCAAGAUCUUCUGCUUCUGGAGGUUGAUUGCAUCGCUCUUCAUCCUGCCCGGUGCUCAGCUCUCCAAGUUCGGCAACAAGGGAUCGUGGGUGGUAGUGACAGGCGCGGCGGACGGCAUCGGCAAAGAAUACGCUCUCCAACUCGCAGCCAAAGGAUACAACAUCCUCCUCGUCUCCCGAACCAAAUCGAAGCUCGACACACUCGCGGAGGAGAUUGAGAGCAAGUACAAGGUGCAGACCACGAUACACGCCAUGGACUUUGCGGCGAACAAGGACGCCGACUACACAGCAUUGAAGCAGCUCGCUGCAGGUCUCGAUGUUUCCAUCCUGAUCAACAACGUGGGACAGAGCCACAGCAUACCCGUGCCAUUCACCGAGACCCCCGAGACGGAGGUGCAGGAUAUCAUCACCAUCAACUGCACCGGCACUCUGCGCAUUACACAGCUCAUCGCACCCGGCAUGGUGCAGAGGAAGCACGGCUUGAUCUUGACCAUGGCUUCGUUUGGUGGAAUCAUGCCUACACCUCUCCUCGCAACAUACAGCGGCAGCAAAGCAUUCCUGCAACAAUGGUCGACUGCCCUCAGCGGCGAGCUUGCUCCUCAUAACGUUCACGUCCAGCUUGUGCAAUCCUACCUCGUCACUUCCGCCAUGAGCAAGAUCAGACGAUCGUCAGCUCUGAUCCCAACACCGAAGCAUUUCGUGCGCGCCGCACUGGGCAAGAUUGGAAGAUCUGGAGGAGCACAGGGCAUUGCUGCGACGAGUACACCAUACUGGUCGCAUGGCAUUAUGCAUUGGGCGAUCGCGAGCUUUGCCGGGACGAUGAACGGGCUGGUGCUCAACAUCAACAAGAACAUGCAUCAGGACAUUCGCAAGAGGGCGUUGAAGAAGGCCGAGCGGGAUGCAAAGAAGGCUUGA